ACAGGAGAUGGAGUAAACGAUGCUCCUGCGCUGAAGAAAGCGGAGAUCGGCAUCGCCAUGGGUUCUGGUACAGCCGUGGCCAAGUCGGCCUCUGAAAUGGUUCUGUCUGACGACAACUUCUCCACCAUUGUGGCCGCGGUGGAGGAGGGCCGAGCCAUCUACAACAACAUGAAGCAGUUCAUCCGAUACCUCAUCUCCUCCAACGUGGGGGAAGUUGUCUGCAUCUUUCUGACGGCCAUCUUGGGCCUUCCUGAGGCCUUGAUUCCAGUUCAGCUGCUGUGGGUUAACCUGGUCACAGAUGGUCUUCCUGCCACCGCUUUGGGUUUCAACCCCCCAGACCUGGACAUCAUGGACAAGCCCCCGCGUAACCCGAAGGAGCCGCUCAUCUCUGGCUGGCUCUUCUUUAGAUACCUGACUAUCGGAGGUAAUCCUCAUUCUGAGAUAGGAUCAUCACUAUCAAAGUAUUAUCAACCCUUAGCAAAAAGACGAUUUUUUUUUCCUGAAUUACUUAUUGCUUGAUAAGAAAUAUCCUAA
Messenger RNA from Oryzias melastigma (Indian medaka), 534 nucleotides. RefSeq names its product sarcoplasmic/endoplasmic reticulum calcium ATPase 1. NCBI's taxonomy places the organism in Eukaryota, Metazoa, Chordata, Actinopteri, Beloniformes, Adrianichthyidae. Gene Ontology annotation, cellular component: membrane. Gene Ontology annotation, molecular function: ATP hydrolysis activity; P-type calcium transporter activity; ATP binding. Gene Ontology annotation, biological process: intracellular calcium ion homeostasis; calcium ion transmembrane transport. The annotation marks the transcript as partial. The transcript has 2 exons. The record is from RefSeq and is a predicted model, not a curated record.